This is a messenger RNA of Saxophila tyrrhenica, 1185 nucleotides long. RefSeq lists its product as uncharacterized. The record is from RefSeq and is a predicted model, not a curated record. The coding region runs from base 1 to 1185 and encodes 394 amino acids. NCBI's taxonomy places the organism in Eukaryota, Fungi, Ascomycota, Dothideomycetes, Mycosphaerellales, Extremaceae. The transcript has a single exon.
AUGAAGUUCUCUCGCAGCACGAAAGACGUUCAGCAACCAGAAGUGACCAUCACGCUAGAUAAUGACAGUACAGGCCCCUUCCAUCCCGGAUCUCGAGUCUCCGGCAAUGUUUCGUUUCCACACGACCCGCACAAGCCAAUUCAGAAGGCGGAAGUCGUCCUGUUCGGGCGGGCCACCACGCGCAUCCCCCGAAAAGGAGCAACGAACGGCGAACUCACACUCCUUCAAUUCGACGACACGGCCGAGAUCUUCCGCUCAGUCCAACACGUGCCGCUCGACAGGGACGUCAAGAACGACACGGGAGAGAACUACGAAUGGCGCUUCGACUUAAGGUUUCCCGAGACCACUUCUCUGACCUCCAAAAGCCCUUAUGCGGACGAGAGCAGAUUUGAGGGAGCCUACACUUUGGAAACUCAUGCCUUACCGCCUAGUUUCAGUAUGGUCGCGAGCGCCAGCACUUUUGCGGUGGUUGGGUACCAUGUCCAGGCCCGACUGCAGUUUGAAGGCGAGGAGGAGCCUUUGAUUGCUCAGUUUCCAGAGCAGUUGGUCUUGCUUCCUCGUGCUGCCCAGCAGCAACCGCGCCAACCGAUCGAGGUCGUCAAAUCUGCAGUACGCUUCUCUAGCCCACACCUACUACCAAGUGCCAGUGGCUCGAGGUCAUCCUUCCGCAUCCUCGGAGGCAACUUUUCUUCCAAGGCUCCAACCGUUAAUGUCGGUCUCAGAGCGAACCUUCCUACUACACUAGCCACUGGAGCCUCUUUCCGUCUCUCUACGACCGUCGAGAUCAGCUCACCCUCUUCAUCCAACAUCACCAUUCCAACCAUCAACGUACGAGUAAAAACGCUUCGGCUCUUCCAGCGUACGUACCUCCGAGCCCUCCGAGUCGCUCCGGGCGGUACAGGCCAUCGCGUCGUGGAGACAAAGUGCGAGGAAGCCGUUCUACUGAACACUUUACCCCCGUCUAUCGAUGUUUCACGGCAGCACGCAACAGAUGGAGUGGAGAAGGUGUGGACGUAUCCGGCGGAGUUUGAGAGCAGAGUGCCUGGGACUACGUGUCCGUGUUUUAGUACGGUGAAUAUUAAUCAGGGGUUUAGGACGGAUCUGGUUUUGGAGGUGACGAUCUGUGGGAAGGCGGUGGAGUUUGUGGUUGAGGUACCUGAGAUUGUUGUUGUUGCUCCGUCUUAG